Messenger RNA from Coregonus sp. 'balchen', 3220 nucleotides. The record is from the annotation of a GenBank genome assembly. NCBI's taxonomy places the organism in Eukaryota, Metazoa, Chordata, Actinopteri, Salmoniformes, Salmonidae.
AAAGAAUUACCUCAUGGUGAAAGUAUUUGUUGGCAGAGAGAGAGCUGUUGCUGAAACAGGGUGGAUGUUCAUGUUUUGCGUUUGAGGAUCAAAUAUGCAGGAUUUCUUUACAAUAAUGCCCGUCAAAGAUGGUAUUUCGACCUGACAUUGGAGUAUUAUGUAGGCGGUAAUAUUGCGCUUCCGUUCUUUGGAACUCAAGGGUUGGGUAACCCAUAAAAAUGCUGCUGUUUAUCAAGUUUACCUCUUCAGUUGGUGAGUAGCCGAUAUGUUUUCUCUUUCUCUAUGCUUUCAGCAUGUUCCCUAACGAUGGCAUAAUGUAUGAGAGAUCACUUUGUUUUAUAGUUGAACAGGCAAUGAUAUGCAAUUUUGAUGAAGACAUAGCUAACAUACUUUGUUGUUCAACUGUAUUUUUCAGCAAGGUUUACUCGUGUGUUUUGGUUUGUAGACAUCACAUUAUGCAUUUGAAUGCAUGUCAAUUAACAUCAAAUUGUAUAGCCGAGUAAAUUAGCCUUAUCAGCACACUGCCUCAUAAAUGUUUAUGAAAUCUCAGUUUUGGCUAUAAGCCAGCUGUGUAAUGCAUCGAUGAUCUAUACAACCACAGCAUUCCAACUGAUGAUUUCUAAAUGCCUCCCUUACCUUUUCAGCUCCUACCAUGCUCCAGCUGUCUCUGAUGGUAUGCUUACAAUCCAUCACUGACUCCCAGUCCCUGUUCCAGACUACACACCCCUCGUACAAGAAGGGCCACAACAUCACCAUCCAUUCCUCCCAGCUGGUGUGUAGUCUACCCGGCCCUCAGGGGCCCGGUGGCAACCCAGGGGCCCCUGGAUCUCCAGGGACAAUGGGCUCCAUGGGUAUCCCAGGGAAGGAUGGCCUGGAUGGGGGGGAUGGAGAGAAGGGGGAGAGGGGUGACAGAGGUAAGCAUGAUGGAGAGAAGGGGGAGAGGGGUGACAGGUACGCAGGGGUGGAGAGAAGGGGGAGAGGGGUGACAGGUACGCAGGGGUGGGGAGAGGGGUGACAGGUAAGCAUGAUGGAGAGAAGGGGGAGAGGGGUGACAGGUACGCAGGGGUGGGGAGAGGGGUGACAGGUACACAGGGGUGGGGAGAAGGGGGAGAGGGGGGACAGGUACACAGGGGUGGGGAGAAGGGGGGAGGGGUGACAGGUACACAGGGGUGGGGAGAAGGGGGAGAGGGGUGACAGGUACUCAGGGGGGGGGAGAAGGGGGAGAGGGGUGACAGGUACACAGGGGUGGGGAGAAGGGGGAGAGGGGGACAGGUACACAGGGUGAAAAGGGGGGGAGAGGAAGGGGGGAGAGGGGGGGGUGAAGGUACACAGGGGUGGGGAGAAGGGGAGAGGGGGGACAGGUACACAGGGGUGGGGAGAAGGGGGAGAGGGGGGACAGGUACACAGGGGUGGGGAGAAGGGAGAGAAGGGGAGAGGGGGGACAGGUACACAGGGGUGGGGAGAAGGGGGAGAGGGGGGACAGGUACCAGGGGUGGGGAGAAGGGGGAGAGGGGGACAGGUACACAGGGGUGGGAGAGAAGGGGGAGAGGGGUGACAGGUACCAGGGGGGGGGAGAAGGGGAGAGGGGUGAAGGUACCAGGGGUGGGGAGAAGGGGGAGAGGGGGGGUACAGGGUAGAGGGAAGUGGGGAGAGGGGUGACAGAGGUAAGCAUGGUGGGGAGAAGGGGGAGAGGGGGUGACAGGUACGCAGGGGUGGGGAGAAGGGGGAGAGGGGUGACAGGUAGCACAGGGUGGGAGAGAAGGGGGAGAGGGGGGGGACAGGUACACAGGGGUGGGGAGAGAAGGGGGAGAGGGGGGACAGGUACACAGGGUGGGGAGAAAGGGGAGAGGGGUGGACAGGUACAGAGGAGGCGAGGGGGGGAGAAGGGGGAGAGGGGUGAAGGUACAGGGUGGGAGAAGGGGGAGAGGGGGACAGGUACACAGGGGUGGGGAGAAGGGGGAGAGGGGUGACAGGUACUCAGGGGUGGAGAGAAGGGGGAGAGGGGUGACAGGUACACAGGGGUGGGGAGAAGGGGGAGAGAAGGGGGAGAGGGGUGACAGGUACACAGGGGUGGGGGGAAGGGGGAGAGAAGGGGGAGAGGGGUGACAGAGGUAAGAAGCAUAAUGGAAGCAUCCAGGUAGUAGCCUGGCCUGGGUCUGAAACGGAGUGCUGUAGUACAACUCAAGGCUGAGUUAGUUAGCCCACUGAGCUGAAGCCUUCAGUAUAGGCAAUACCUGUUAGUUAGCCCACUGAGCUGAAGCCUUCAGUAUAGGCAAUACCUGUUAGUUAGCCCACUGAGCUGAAGCCUACAGUAUAGGCAUUACCUGUUAGUUAGCCCACUGAGCUGAAGCCUAGAGGCAUUACAUUUGGUAGCUAACAUGAGUCUUUAGGUCUCAGGUAAGGUUGCGUGUCACGCUAAACACUUCACCACUCUUGUAGUCCUUGAUAUUGCUUCCUGUGUUAGCUGAAAUGUUGUGUUCCUAUGCAGUACACUGUAUUGUGAGCUGUCUGGUGUGAAUAUAUGAACGUGAAUUAGCCAUGACCUGUCUCUGUCUCUUUCUGUUCUUUAGGUGAACAGGGCAGGCCCGGGAACCCAGGUAAACCCGGGGUUAAAGGUCGUGAGGGCGUGGUGGGUAAGCAUGGACCCCGAGGGCUGAAGGGCCCGCGUGGGGCCCCAGGUCUGGCCGGACUGGGGGGCAUCAAGGGGGAGAUGGGGGACGCGGGUGAGACAGGGGCUCCUGGGGGCUGUAACUGCGGCACCAACUCAGCCCGCUCCGCCUUCUCUGUAGCCAUGACCAAGAGUUACCCCAAAGAGCGUCUCCCGAUCCGGUUCAAACGUAUUCUACUGAACGAGGGGAACCACUACAACGCCACGACCGGGAAGUUUGUCUGCUCUGUCCCGGGAGUCUACUACUUCACUUAUGACAUCACACUGGCCAACAAGCACUUGGCGAUCGGGCUGGUGCACAACGGGCAGUACAAGAUCAAGACGUUUGACGCCAACACUGGGAACCACGAUGUGGCGUCCGGUUCCACGGUUCUCCGGUUAGAGCGUCAGGACCAGGUUUGGCUGCAGAUCUUCUACUCAGAACAGAAUGGGCUGUUCUAUGACCCGUUCUGGACAGAUAGUCUGUUUACCGGGUUCCUGAUCUACGCAGACCAGGAGUAUGUGAACGAGGCGGACAGGAAAGCCAAUGAGGAUUCAUCGCCUUCAUCCUGA